AUGUGUCCUCAAUGUCCAAUAGUUGUAGAAGGACGUAGGUUCAAAGUACAUCUUAUAUCUUUACCUCUACAAGGUUUAGAUGUAAUCUUAGGAAUGGUUUGGUUAUCUGCCAAUCAUAUCCUUAUAGAUUGUAACAAGAAAGAGUUGAUUUUCCCUGAUCCUGAAGAAGCGGAGUUGUUGUCAUUACAACAAGUGUUAAAAGAAGUAAAAGAAGGAUCUUCGUGUUUCAUUAUCUUGACUCAUGUGGAAGUUGAGAAAAAUGAACAAAAUCUUGAUAUUCCCAUAGUUAAUGAGUUUAGUGAUGUGUUCCCAGAAGAAGUACCAGGAUUGACACCUCAACGAGAAGUAGAAUUCUCCAUCGAUUUAAUACCUAGAGCUGGACCAGUAUCGAUAGCUCCAUAA
Molecule: messenger RNA, 402 nt
Organism: Vigna umbellata (rice bean)
Lineage: Eukaryota; Viridiplantae; Streptophyta; Magnoliopsida; Fabales; Fabaceae
Source: RefSeq, a predicted model, not a curated record